Molecule: messenger RNA, 3336 nt
Organism: Gymnodraco acuticeps
Lineage: Eukaryota; Metazoa; Chordata; Actinopteri; Perciformes; Bathydraconidae
Gene: acadvl
Product: acyl-CoA dehydrogenase very long chain
Exons: 21
Coding region: 168-2144 (658 amino acids)
Molecular function (GO): very-long-chain fatty acyl-CoA dehydrogenase activity; fatty-acyl-CoA binding; flavin adenine dinucleotide binding
Source: RefSeq, a predicted model, not a curated record
GUCCUGUAAAACUACACAUCCCAUGAAUCACUGUACAUCCGGGGAACCGUGCUUCGAAGAAGAAGAAGAAGAAAACAGGUUCCGAGUUAGUCAUUAGGCAUUAAACGGCUACCUGACGGACGCAGCGGACGUGUCAUAAUAUAACUUCUACAGAACAAAAUUAAAUCAUGCUGCUUCGUAAAGUGAGCCAGUCUUCGAAACUAUGUGGCUCCAUUCUCAGGAUUCCUCCCGUGCUGUCAGGAGGGCAGCGUCAGGCCGGGGCUGUGGUUUCAGUGCAACAUGCUCGUCUCUACGCCAGCCAAGCUGCAGAGGCGGUGCUGGACAAGCAGGCAGCGAUCGGCACUGAUGCUGUCACUAAAGUGGAAAAGAAGACGGCUGUUGCUGAAUCCAAAUCAUUCGCUGUCAACAUUUUCAAAGGGCAGAUCGCAACUGCCCAAGUGUUCCCCUACCCUUCAGUCAUGAACGAGGAGCAGGAGCAGUUUCUCAGAGAGCUUGUGGGGCCUGUCAGCAAGUUUUUCCAGGAGGUGAAUGAUCCUGCCAUGAACGAUGCCCUGGAGAAGGUGGAGGAUGCCACCAUGGAGGGCCUGAAGGAGAUGGGGGCCUUUGGCCUGCAGGUGCCCGCUGACCUGGGGGGCCUCGGCCUCACAAACACACAGUAUGGCAGGCUGGUUCAGAUCGUUGGCAGCCAUGACCUGGGGGUCGGCAUCACUCUGGGGGCCCAUCAGUCCAUCGGCUUCAAGGGAAUUCUGCUUUUUGGGAACCCAGCCCAGAAGGCCAAGUACCUGCCUAAACUGGCCACAGGUGAGACCAUGGCCGCCUUCUGCCUCACUGAACCGGCCAGCGGCUCUGACGCCGCCUCCAUCAAAACCACCGCGGUCCAGUCCCCCUGCGGAGAGUUCUUCACUGUCACUGGAAGCAAGAUCUGGAUCAGCAAUGGAGGUUUGGCUGAGAUCUUCACAGUGUUCGCCAAGACCCCCGUGAAGGACCCGAAGACCGGCGAGAUGAAGGACAAGAUAUCGGCCUUCGUUGUGGAGAGGAGCUUUGGAGGGGUGACACAUGGCCCACCAGAGAAGAAAAUGGGCAUCAAGGCGUCCAACACAGCCGAGGUGUACUUCGAUAACGUCCGCGUGCCGGCCGACUGCCUGCUGGGCGAGGUGGGGGAAGGCUUCAAGGUGGCCAUGAACAUCCUGAACAACGGGCGCUUCGGCAUGGCGGCCGCCCUCUCCGGCACCAUGAAGGGAGUCAUCACCAAAGCUGUGGAUCAUGCAGCCAACAGAACCCAGUUUGGGAGCAAGAUCCACAACUACGGAGCCAUCCAGGAGAAGAUCGCCCGCAUGACCAUGCUGCAGUACGUCACUGAGAGUAUGGCCUACAUGAUCAGCGGCAACAUGGACAGCGGAGCGACUGAAUUCCAGAUCGAAGCUGCCAUCAGCAAGAUCUUUGCCUCUGAAGCAGCAUGGAAUGUGACUGACGAGUGUAUUCAGGUUAUGGGCGGCAUGGGCUACAUGAAGGACGCUGGAGUGGAGAGGGUGAUGAGGGAUCUGAGAAUCUUCCGGAUCUUCGAGGGCACCAACGACAUCCUGAGACUCUUCGUGGCCCUCAAUGGCUUCCAGAAUGCUGGGAACCAGUUGAAGAGCUUACAGAAGGCCAUGAAGAACCCCAUCGGCAACGCUGCGCUGCUCGCUGCAGAAAUCACCAAGAGAACCAAAAGAAAGGCGGGUUUCAGCACAGGUCUGACUCUGCAGGGCUCUGUGCAUCCUGAGCUGGCACACAGCGGUGAACUGACCGUUAAAGCCAUCGAACAGUUCGGAGCUGUCGUCGAGGAGCUGCUGAUCAAACACGGCAAGAAGAUCAUUGAUGAACAAUUUGUCCUGAAGAGAGUGGCCGACGGUGCCAUCGACCUCUACGCCAUGGUGGUGGUUCUGUCCAGGGCCUCACGCACUCUGAGUCAGGGCGGCCCCACAGCUCAGCACGAGAAGAUGCUGUGUGAGACCUGGUGUGUGGAGGCCCAUGACAGGGUCAUGACUGACAUCAAGUCCCUGCGCUCCAGUGAGUCCAGACAGCUCUUCAAGAACAUGAAAGCCAUCUCUGCAGCCGUGGUGGAGACGGGGGGGGUGGUCGCUCCUCACCCUCUGGGUUUCUAAACGCACCACGCCCCCUGAAUCGGAAUCAGUCUGGUUUUUGUUUGGUUUGACUCUUCCACAUCUCUAACCAGGUUAAGGGACGUGUAGAUCAAGUCCUUUAUGACCUUUACCAUUUUGUUAUGCCAUAAUUGCUCACACAUCACACAUCGGUACCUUUCUAUCGGCUUUGUUGCACCUACAGUUUUGGGCUGAACGACUUGCACAGAAACCACAGUUUUACUUUUUUAUUAUCUCGUACUGUAAUAUCUUCAUUGCGUUUCUGUGUCUGUGUGAACACGUUAAUUUAUAUGAAAUUAUGAAUUAGCUAUUUAAAAUGGGUCGAUAGGAGAGAAAUCUUUAAGCCCGUAUACCACCUGGAUUUAAAGCAGUAGAUUUCUCCGAUGUGUGCAUGGAGCUUGAAUAAUGUCAUUUAUUCUGUUAAAACAUUAAGUUGUUUUGUUUUUUUUGUUUGAUGGAAAACUAUAUGUCAAUGUAACUUUGAGGAGCAGAGGCCAGUUAACAGAGAGAGAUUUGAACUUAUCUGUUUUUAGCAACUUUAACGUAAUGACAGUUUUUCUCCACUUUGAUUUAUACACUUAUCUAGAAUGUGCUCAAAUGUAUAUAAUGGUGUGGUGCUUAAUACUUGAAUGCCUUUGCAUGUUAAGCUAACUGCUCAUCACAGAAACAUUAAUGUCUGGAGCAAACCCUUUGCCUUAGAAACUGCUGUUGCAAGUUCCUGUUGUGACUUCACAUAAAGAGAGCUUCAAAUGUUAAAACAAAAAGGUAAUCUUCACUCUUUACCAAUACGGUCACAUGAACUUACAGCUAAAGGUAGCAGACAGCAUUAAUUGUUGAACUGUUACUCUGCAUACCUGGUGCUUUAAAUAAACCAUUAAUUGUACAAUAAAUGCACUCAAUUUUAAUCUUCUGUCCAAGCAUUCAUGAAACUUACAUUUGAUCUGCACAUUCUUCCCUCCUAUCACUCGUACUGUGAUCAUCAAUGCUGCUGUUAAGAAAGAAAGAAAACUAUCAAACAUGUUCAUUUUGUUGAUAUAAUAAUAACAUAAUCACAUGCUUCUUUGUGUUAUCUAAAAUGAAUGUCCAAUUUCCUUCGAUGGAGUCAGUGUUUGUGCAGAAUCUUUCUUUGAGCUUUCUUGGUAAAAUAACACACCUUCCUAAUGAGAUUAAUAAAUUAAAUUAAAUUCAUCUGCCA